Penicillium pulvis is the source of this 1035-nucleotide messenger RNA. RefSeq lists its product as uncharacterized. The record is from RefSeq and is a predicted model, not a curated record. Lineage: Eukaryota; Fungi; Ascomycota; Eurotiomycetes; Eurotiales; Aspergillaceae. The transcript has 6 exons. The coding region runs from base 1 to 1035 and encodes 344 amino acids.
AUGUCUCCCAAUCAAUUUAAGAUGUCUUACAACGGACGCAACCGUCACCACGGACCCAGAAACGGGCAUGGUCGCGGCGGCAGAGAUCUUGACAUUCAAAUGGCCAAUGGCCCAAGAUCGACGAACAAUGAAAAUCCACGGACUCGCUACAACCAACACUACAAGAACCGCCAGGGCAGGGACUGGCACAACUGGAGCAAUGACGACCUAGCGUUUACCAAUGAGCGGCGACCAUUGGUCCAUGAGGAUAAAGGCUUCUCUGGUAGCGACCCUCGUCAUCCUGGCAACCAGUACCAUUACUGGAACCGUGGCCAGUACCAAAGGCCACAGAACUACGAUGGUGCCAGGUACCAGGGCACAGGUCAGCCUGACAGACGCCGUGGGCACCCCUGGAAUCAGCAAGAUAGAGGGCAAGCCAAGUCCGAAACUGCUGGGGGGAAUCGGCAUCCCAAGUUUGACCGCAGGAUUCAUCCUGCUGGUCAACAAGUCUAUGGUGGAAACUCGAAUGAGAACAAUCAGAACGGUCAAAGACGACCAAAUGGCAUCUAUGACGCAGACGGUGACAUAAAAAUGGUCGAUGUUUUUCAACUGGGUGAAACAUCUUAUCUACCACGCAUGGACACCCUGUCAGCCAAUAUUGAGUCUGAACUUCAAAUCCUGGCACGCAUGCAUCGUUAUGCUGUCAGUGUGAUUCAUUGGUGCGGAAUCAAUCAAGAGUUCAAAGAUCGAGUCUGGGAAGCUAAUGCUCUCGCACAGAAGAUUCAAGAUGUUGCUCAAGCCCUGCAAGAGUGUGUCUCCCCAAAGAUCCAAACUCUAAUACAGAGAACUAACAAAAUCGGACAGGCAGCUCAGUCAAUCGGCUACGUCAACAACUAUGUUCAGUCUUGCUCUCAUACCAGUCAAACUCUACAAGCUGAGACUCAUUUGCUAGAGUCGAUGCAUGGUCAAAACCUGAAUCCUACCAAUGUGCCGGACGCCGCCGAUGCGCCGGAUGUCGACGGCCCGGGGUUCAUGUUCUUGAGAGGACUCGUUUAA